UUGAGAGACAAGGUGUCAACCAAUCACAGUCAAGUAUUUAGCACAAGUUAUAUCAUGCACCAGAGGAGUGAUCAACCUCGUUCCCAGGUCCUCUCUCGUCCUCCCUCGAGAAAGAAAUGAAGUCACCGUGAGUCAUGAUGUGUCAUGUGAUUUUAUUCUUGCCUCCUCUGAUCACGACAAAGGAGCAUGAAUACAAAACGUUGCUUAACAUUUACCUGAGCUUUUGACUGCCUGGCUGCAUGCAUUUUUCAAAGAUUACAUUAAUAUCCGUCGAAAAUUUGACAGUUUUGGGUCCUUGUGUCGGAACCUCGCCGGAAAGUUAAAUCGUUUCAACCAGACAAUGUUUAUUUUUUUCUGCUUUUUUAUAUUGUAAUGAGAACUUGCUAUUUAUCUCUUUUCGAAAUCGGAACGGAAAUGCCAGUUCUGACAUCCUUGACGGAGUUAAUCUUCUAUAUAUUUUUAUUGUCGCUUUUUUAUCAUGGAAAAUAACUGUAUACAAUGAAAAUACAGUUUAUUACUCAAGCAACAUUUUGGAUACGAAAAACGAAAGGGGCGAUUUUUUUUUUUUACCUGUGACCAGAUUGGCCAAACAACAGUCGGCCCAGGAACACCAGUUAGCUUAAAUCUUAAUAAUAAUAGAAUAAGAAAGCCUGCUACGAGUGAAAAUUACUUUUUGAAUUGAUUGCUUUAAUUGCGGCAUGACACCUGACAAAUUUCACAUGGCAUGGAUCUUAGCCAAUAGCGUCACGUACAUCAAAGCAGAACUUAUAAAAUGUUAAUUGCUAUAGAUGUUUAGAAAACAGUCAGACGCAUAAUUUGACAUUAAUUCAUCUGUUGGUUUGAAACCCCCAAAAAAGUGUUUACUUGAGGCGCAGCUGGAAAAAAGUUGAAAACCUUUUAAUUAAGAGCUUCUAAGGGUAGUGUGAUUUUGAGACGAACGAGAGCAAACAGCAACGCAAUUCCGUGCGCCCUAAAAGAUGAACACAAGCGUUAAGAAAGAAACACUUUCACCUAAUUACACUGGCGAUUCGUCGCUUCGUAGCUGGGCCGAACCUUCGCCAAACUGGCUAGAAGCCAUCAAAGAAUGGAACUGGCUGUGGGAAGUUCACAUCUAUGGUUUCGGAACCAUCUUUGUCCUAAUCGCAUUGUUCGCACUGUUUUACCUCAUCUACUCCCGCAAAACCACCUUUUCCAAGCAUAGAGUUCAUUUAGCUGUAAUGAACAUCGCUUUGCUUACCGCAGGAUUUUUUCGAGCUCUGAUCCUUUUCUGGGACCCUUAUGCCUCCAGUAACGACACCACAGAUUUACAGCUUCUCGUCUGCAUUAUUUCUUGGGGAACAUCCACAGCUUGCAUCACAUCAAGCUUCAGUAUCAUGCUUCUGAUUUUCUUGGAAACUACCAAGAUCUCACUGGGCCCUGCCCGCCUCAAAAACUUACCGUGCUUGAUGUCAAUAACUCUAGCAAAUAUCUUCUACUUAAUAAUGUCUGAUUUAGUGGUGUGGUUCCAUCCUCAAGCAAAAGUAAUGAUCUUCAUUUGUCACGUUUCAUUCGCGAUUUGGGGGUUAACAGUUUCAAUUGGAUAUUCAGUUGCUGGAAUUAGGAUGUGGCGUAAUUUGAAAUCCUCGCUUGGUGAAAUGUUCUUCAACCGAGCGUUAGACCGGGACGCCACACGACUCAAGAGGUUAUUUGUUCUGAUGUGUUCAGCAUCUUGGUUUGGAGUGAUCAAGUUUUCCCUGUCGCUGUACACGGCUAUCGGAGAAUACGGCGUUUUCGCUGACAUUGGUUACGUCAAAAGCUGGCCCUGGUUUGCGAUGCAGUCUUCAUUGAGAACUCUAGAAUCACUAAUGUGCGCGUUUAUCUUCUUCAUCGGUUUGAAUAAUCGAAAAAGCAGUAAUAACACUGCUCCGGACAUUUGUUUGGCUAAACAAGUGGCAAGAGUUCAAUAGGCAGCUGAGCCAAGUCACAGAAGAAGUGUUUUUCAGAAACUGAUGUGCUGCAUUGGCAAAGCAACCGGGCAAAAAAGAUCGCGAAACACCGUAAAUUAUGGACAAGGUUUGGCAGCUACAAAUAAAAAAGCUCAGUUAUGGCGAUGCCUAAUUUUAAAUUCCAUAGGCUAAACGGGUCACAGGUUUUUCAGCUGUUGUCACACAUUGGAUCAUUUUUGAGACCUCCAGAGACGGGGGGAAAGAGUGAUUAAGCCGGCCUAUACUUGACGUAAGCAUGUCCUUCUGCCUCACUGUAUAUUUUAAAAAGUUACUUUAGUGGUUUCAUUGGUGCCUGGAACUCCAUGCACAAAAUAAAAAGAAGAUAAUUGCAACUACCAAGAGUGGAAGUAAAAAU
Molecule: messenger RNA, 2340 nt
Organism: Orbicella faveolata
Lineage: Eukaryota; Metazoa; Cnidaria; Anthozoa; Scleractinia; Merulinidae
Source: RefSeq, a predicted model, not a curated record